AUGGAAGUCCCCGAGAUCACACUCGAAGAAAGAAGAAUUCAAGAGAAGAAGACACCGUACAGGAGAUCACACUCGAAGAAAGAAGAUUUCGAAGAAUUCAAGAGAAGAAGACACCGUACAGGAGAUCGCACUCGAAGAAAGAAGAUUUCGAAGAAUUCAAGAGAAGAAGACAUCGUACAGGAGACCGCACUCGAAGAAAGAAGAAUUGAAGAGAAGAAGACACCGUACAGGAGAUCACACUCGAAGAAAGAAGAUUUACAGAAGAUUUCAAGAGAAGAAGACACCCUACAGGAGAUCACACUCGAAGAAAGAAGAUUUACAGAAGAUUUCAAGAGAAGAAGACGCCGUACAGGAGAUCACACUCGAAGAAAGAAGAAUUCAAGAGAAGAAGACACCGUACAGGAGACCGCACUCGAAGAAAGAAGAUUUCGAAGAAUUCAAGAGAAGAAGACAUCGUACAGGAGACCGCACUCGAAGAAAGAAGAAUUGAAGAGAAGAAGACACCGUACAGGAGAUCACACUCGAAGAAAGAAGAUUUACAGAAGAUUUCAAGAGAAGAAGACACCCUACAGGAGAUCACACUCGAAGAAAGAAGAUUUACAGAAGAUUUCAAGAGAAGAAGACGCCGUACAGGAGAUCGCACUCGAAGAAAGAAGAUUUACAGAAGAUUUCAAGAGAAGAAGACGCCGUACAGGAGAUCGCACUGGAAGAAAGAAGAUUUCGAAGAAUUGA
Pediculus humanus corporis (human body louse) is the source of this 732-nucleotide messenger RNA. Its product is annotated as axoneme-associated protein mst101, putative. The record is from RefSeq and is a predicted model, not a curated record. NCBI's taxonomy places the organism in Eukaryota, Metazoa, Arthropoda, Insecta, Psocodea, Pediculidae. The transcript has 2 exons. The coding region runs from base 1 to 732 and encodes 243 amino acids.